Babjeviella inositovora NRRL Y-12698 is the source of this 1299-nucleotide messenger RNA. Its product is annotated as E3 ubiquitin-protein ligase. The record is from RefSeq and is a predicted model, not a curated record. Gene Ontology annotation, biological process: positive regulation of proteasomal ubiquitin-dependent protein catabolic process; ubiquitin-dependent protein catabolic process; protein polyubiquitination. Gene Ontology annotation, molecular function: ubiquitin conjugating enzyme binding; ubiquitin protein ligase activity; zinc ion binding. The transcript has a single exon. Lineage: Eukaryota; Fungi; Ascomycota; Pichiomycetes; Serinales. The annotation marks the transcript as partial. Gene Ontology annotation, cellular component: ubiquitin ligase complex; cytoplasm.
CUUGUGAGUAUCUUUGGGCUCUCGCGUGACGAGACGUUGUUGGUUCUUCAAGCGCAGAGAUGGAACGAGGAGAUGGCGAUGGAGCGGUAUAUGGAGGACGAAGGGGGGUUACGGGAGGCGGCAGGGUUGCCACAUGAGCGAGAACCGGAAGCAACUUACAAGACAGGUGCGGACGAUGUGGUGCGCAAGAUCCCCUCGAUAUGUCCCAUCUGCUGCGACGACACUACCGACUUCUAUGGUCUCUCCUGUACUCAUCUCUACUGCCGUGACUGCUACAGCCAGUACAUCUCAACCCAGAUCCUUCGCGGGACUGCCAUCAAGUGCCCCGAGCCCGGGUGUGGGCGUGCGCUUCCGCACCUGUUCAUUGCGCGCACGGCGGGCGAUGCGACCUACCACGCGUACCUCGAAAGCGUCACCAAGCUCUACAUCACCGCUAGCAAAUCUAUUAAAUACUGCCCCGCACCCGACUGCGGCCGCAUAGUCGCGAGCAACUCUGUUCCCGCAUCCGCGGUUGGCUCUAUCCCCAUUGUUGAAUGCCUGGCACGGCACCUGUUCUGCUUUGCGUGCAACUAUGAGAAUCAUGUGCCUGCACCGUGCUUCGUCACUCAGCAAUGGAUUGCAAAGUGUAAGGAUGACUCAGAGACGGCGAACUGGAUCAGCUCGCACACAAACAACUGCCCAAAAUGCGAGUCCGCGAUUGAGAAGAACGGUGGGUGCAACCACAUGGUGUGCAAGUCGUGCCAGACAGAGUUCUGCUGGAUCUGUAUGGGCGACUGGAAGCUCCACGGAACUGCAUACUACCAGUGCAACCGCUUCAACGAUAAGGAUCCGGAAACGGUGGCGGAAAGGACCAAGAAGGACAGCGCGCGGUGGUCGCUCAAACGGUACAUCCAUUACUACAAUCUCUUCCAGAAUCAUGAUUUGUCUUUACGCCAGGACUGCAAGCUCUUUGAGAAGAAGAUCGAGCCGCAGAUUGUGGCGUUGCGCGACGUGCGCCACUUGAGUGUGUCUGACAUCCUGUUCUUCUUUGACGCGCACGAGGCGUUGGUAGCAUGCCGCAAGGCGCUUAAAUGGACGUAUGUGAUUGCAUACUACCUCCAAAAGACAAACUUUCAGGAGAUUUUUGAGAGCAACCAGGACUUUUUAACGUCAUCGAUCGAGGAGUUGUCGCAGGCGUUCGUGCAAGGAAGGGUAGAACAGAUGUACCAGAAUAAGAAGGUGUUUGUUGAGCGGGCGAGUUUGGUAAGGAGACGGAAGGAUAUUAUGGUCGAGGCCGCUAAUGCAGGGUUAAAAGAUGGG